AUGGAACCUCAGCUCAGCUUCCAAAACCACCUGCUAAAGGAUCAUAGUGGAGAAUUUGUUGUCUCGACUGCGUUCCUGAGCCAUGAUCAGAGCACACUAGGGGGCAGCGGGGCCUGCACGGUGGCUGCUUUAUAUGCUGCAGAGGCCCUGCAUCAUCUUAAGGAGAAGACCGGGCUGCUCCCAAGCAAUGAGCAUUAUACACAAUUGUGGCAGCUAAGCAUUCGCAAAUGGGAGCUGGUCAGGAAAAAGAGUUUCAGUCCUACUACCACCUACGGGCAGGAGUUUCCAAGUGGUUAUCUCCCUGUGAAAACUGCAAUAGAGGCGACCGGGUUGCCUAUCAAGGAGUUGUCGUCACAAACUGCAUUAGGUGCUGAUCUUGGUUCCACCAGUGUUGACCUGAAAGACUGGGGCCUCACCAACUCCUUUCCAGAACUCUUCUUUGAGGCAAUGAACAGUUCUGCGGAUGAGCUGUCCACAGGAGGGUUCAGGCAGUUUAACGUCACCAGCUUGGAAGAGUUGUACAGCGGACUAGUGGUCGAAUUCUCUGAGGUCGCUUAUGACGCCACAGUGCUGCCCAGCGCAACCUUGAAAGCUCCUUCGACGGUUGGGUUCUCUCGUUCCCCCAUCCUUUUGGAUCAGGCUGCUCUCAGUACGCCGCCUCGAGGCAAGCUCACCGAAAGCGCUGCCAAUCAGUUCAACAGCAUGUCCACGCCGCUCAGAUCAACCGCUUCGCCUCUCCUUAAGACGCCAAUCUCAGGGAGGACGCAAGAAUUGGGCGGUGCUGCAGCUGCGGUGAGCCCAAGCAUCAAGUCGCCAGCUCGGGCGUCUCCUCGUCAAGCCGGAAGGGAACGGUCUAGACUCUUUUCGGAAUGGGCCACAGUUCGGGGUCCCGGCAGAGCCUCAAAUCUGAGCCCCUCGAAACCCAGCCGUCAGCAGCCCAUCACGACUAAGAACAGCUUCGACAUCUUGAUGAAUCUCGAGGUUGGUGACUUCGGAACAGAAACGGACUCAGCCGCAGUGCCUCCUCCCUUGCCAGAGUUUGUCUACGUGCAAAACAUCUCGAGAGGAGGGAUGAUCUACGAGCUUCCGGUCCUCUCUUCCGAAACGUUGUCGGAGUUCGUGGAUAGAGUGGGAGCGAGGGGUCGCCCACAAAAGAAAGCCGCCAAAAUUGCGGCCAGGGACGGGUCCGCUCCUGCCGCGGGGUUGCAGACAACCAUCUCAAAAGAAUCUCAAAUGAAGAAGGCGCCCGUGAAUACGGAGACGGAAAAAGGGGAUGGCAGAAAGCUUGAAGCACCCGUCCAGGUGUUGAGCUUCGAAACAGAGGUUGCGUUCGAAGCUUGGAAGGUGGAGGAAGAAACGAUCGGCGGCAUCGACUUACUUCUCCGUCGCGACGAUCCAAGCAAGCUGGUGGACACGGAGGAUGCUUCGUUCAAGGGCGAGGACCCGUCUACUUGGGUGGCCAAGGCCGGUGCUCGGAUCCAAUCAAAUUCUUCUCUCAGGGAAGCAGGCGUGGUUACUGUCAGGGUUUUUGGAUCGCACCUGCCUUCAUGCGGCGCAGCGCACUCGUACAGAGGAUUAGACAAAGCUGGUGCUGUCACGGUUCUCGACAACCAGUCGGGCCAUGCCGAAGUAGCGUCGAAGGCCGCACUUAGCGUGCUUGCGGCUGCUGCAGCGGCGAAUGAUAGUACUGCAGCCCGUCCGCAAACUGGGAUGACGACUGAGAAGUUGUACACCGUCGUUCUCAGGGGUGGGUUUUGCGACUGUGAGGAUCCAAGCGGACUUCUCUGCAAGCACAUAAGGGCAGUGGCGAGGAAGCUCGGAGGGCUGGAGAAAUGGAACCUUACUCUGGACAGCUUGCGAGAGGAGGUUUUGAUGGAGGUAAAAACGGCCGAGAUGGAACAGCAAAAUGUAGACCUUGAAAAUAAUGUCGAGACGGAAGCGGGUGGGGUUGACUCUGACAUGGAAGACGGAUUUGAAAUGAACAGGACCGAGAACGACGAGGUGAAGGCGUUGAGCAAAGAGGUGCACGGUGUCCUCGACAAGAUUUGUGCUGUGGAGCCCUGGAACAAUGCAAAAGGUCUUCUCAAAGAGGUGCUCAUCCGAGUGACUGCUGAUCUUAAGCAAGAAGAACGUAGGUUGAAACCAAAGUCCUUCACACGAAGCAAGAAAAAGAAGGGAGCAAAGCGGAAACGCAACGCUGCGACGCGAACGUGGUGGAAGCCCCCGGCGUGA
Molecule: messenger RNA, 2232 nt
Organism: Klebsormidium nitens
Lineage: Eukaryota; Viridiplantae; Streptophyta; Klebsormidiophyceae; Klebsormidiales; Klebsormidiaceae
Source: the annotation of a GenBank genome assembly